UAAUUUUCUACAUUUAACUUUUGAAUUUGACGUUGCUUUUGCAGAAAUGGCCAAUUUGCCAAUUUUACACGAAGUAUCAACAUCAUUUAUGUCGCUUGCCGAUGCUAUUACUGGCCACCCUGAAAGAGCACGCGAAAGAUGGGUCGAAUACGCGGAGCAAAGCGUACUUGGCUCUGGCAUUUAUGCAGCUGUCGAAGCAUCUYGUGGAAACCUAGAGAGGGCCGAGGAAUUGGGGAAAGGAAUGGGAAGAGCUACGGGAUCUGCUUUGCUUGGUGGUGGGCUCCUAAGAAAUGUUCCCGGCUUUCAAGAGCUAGCAACUGCAGGUGAUGCAUUAGGGGAUGUUAUUGGAGGUGGCGAUACUGUAGCAGCUGCAAAGAGAUGGGAUGAYUAUGCAGAAAAUAGCGUGAUUGGAACAGGAGUCUAUGCAGCAGUCGAAGCUGGCAAAGGAAAUAUGGAAAGAGCAAGAGAAUUGGGAGAGAAUAUGGGUAAAGCAGCCCUUAGUGGCGCAGUCACCGUUGCAGCAGUUGGUGCAAGCGUAGCAACAGGAGGCCUUGCAGCUCCCUUUGGUGCUGCAGCAUCGGCAAGCGUUGGGGCUGUUGUGGGAGCAGCUACAGGCGCCGGAGUAACUGCGGCAGAACAGGCAAUUAAGGGUGAAGAAAUAAGAGGUGGGGAUGUGCUAGGUUCUGCCUUAAUGGGUGGCGUAGGUGGGGCUGUUGGGGGUGCCAUGAAAGGCAGGGCUGCAGCCAAAACGAGACCUAGUACAGCCAGCACGAGACCUACUGACACGAGACCUAGUACAGAUAUCACGAGACCUAGUACAGCCAGCACGAGACCAAGUACAGCCAGCACGAGACCUAGUACAGCUGACACGAGACCUAGUACAGAUAUCACGAGACCUAGUACAGCCAGCACGAGACCAAGUACAGCCAGCACGAGACCUAGUACAGCUGACACGAGACCUAGUACAGAUAUCACGAGACCUAGUACAGCCAGCACGAGACCUAGUACAGACAUAACGAGACCUAGUACAGCCAGCACGCGUCCUACUACAGCUAGCACGGAACCUAAUACAUCCAGUACUGGACCUAAUACRGCGAAGAYCUCAGUGAAARAKGCCGUUUKGGGACAGAAUGCUGAAGGCUUCAGUAUUGAUACUAAAGCUGCUCACCACGUGUUACACACAAUCGUGGAGGAAGCACCGCAAGUAACACCUCAGCUUGCGGCCGCUAAUAAACCCGGCGGAGAUUCUCGACACAAGCCACAAGCUAGGAAAGCAACAGCUAAUAAGGGACGUGGAACAGGCGCAAAACCAACGAAAGGAAGUCAGGGAGUAAGCGGAGGAGGUCAGGGAGUAAGCGGAGGAGGUCAGGGAGUAAGCGGAGGAGGUCAGGGAGGAAGAGGUGGAGGUCAAGGGGGAAGAGGUGGAGGUCAAGGGGGAAGAGGUGGAGGUCAAGGAGGUGGAAAAGGAGAUGGAAAAGAACAAAGAAAAAAGAGAAAUUGGUUCAUAUACCUUCUUGGAAUGACUGAGGAGCAGUUUAACCAUACUUUUCAAAUUAUUGUUGAAGAAAAUGGGGUUUACGAGAUCAUAGCACCUGAGGGUAUAAACUUUGUCCAUGCAUUCGUAACGACAGGUGAUAAACCUACAAAUCUGGUCACUGGCCAAAGUGCACGUUCAGCCGGUGAACUAUGGAGGCGGGUUACAGGGAGCCCUAUAAGUGAAAGUCCCUGUUGUGUCACCAACUGUACUAAUCCAGCAUGCAAUGGACAGACACAACAAGUUGCAGCCCAUGUUUACCUGACAAGCCAAUCUCAAGCCAGUCCUAUUCAGUACAUGAUGCUAAUACCAACAUGUAGUGCUUGUAAUAAUACCUGGCAAAGUCAMAAUAACAACACUACGUAUCCACGAGAUGGGCAGUCUGUGCAGACAGCAAAUCCAUUGAAUGCACGUCCUGGUACGMAGGUGAUAUUCAUAAGAAUUGAUGAUAAUACAGCUGGAAGAAAAGGAGCCGGGAAAGGAAACGGAAAAGGUGGAUCCAGUGGUGGCGGCAACAGCAAAGGGGGCAGCAGUACAUGA
Molecule: messenger RNA, 2074 nt
Organism: Exaiptasia diaphana
Lineage: Eukaryota; Metazoa; Cnidaria; Anthozoa; Actiniaria; Aiptasiidae
Product: glycine, alanine and asparagine-rich protein
Exons: 2
Coding region: 47-2074 (675 amino acids)
Source: RefSeq, a predicted model, not a curated record